Polyodon spathula (Mississippi paddlefish) is the source of this 2320-nucleotide messenger RNA. Its product is annotated as transmembrane protein 33-like. Gene Ontology annotation, biological process: membrane organization; endoplasmic reticulum tubular network organization. The record is from RefSeq and is a predicted model, not a curated record. The coding region runs from base 151 to 942 and encodes 263 amino acids. NCBI's taxonomy places the organism in Eukaryota, Metazoa, Chordata, Actinopteri, Acipenseriformes, Polyodontidae. Gene Ontology annotation, cellular component: membrane; endoplasmic reticulum. The transcript has 8 exons.
UGUCAUUAUAUUGUGACGUACCCUAUGUAUGUGACCUCGCUAAUGAAAUACAAGCUCAGGCUGAUGGACGGCUGAAUCUGGCAGCUGAAUGGAACGAACAUUCUAGACUUUAUAAUUGGAGCUGCUCUGUAUUGUCCGUUCAGUGGGUUGAUGUUUCAGAAAAUGAAAAGGGUGACAGAGGGUUCAGCCAUGGCAGAUGCUCAAGAGGAAAGGAGCCCCCCACCACAGACAGUUGGUUCUGUGCAAUUCUUGUUGGCCAACAAAUUGGAGACGGCUAUGUGGCUCUCCCGUCUGUUUACUGUAUACUGCUCAGUUUUGUUUAUUCUUCCUCUACUAGGGUUACAGGAGGCUGCUAAUUUUUACCAACGUGCCUUGCUGGCCAAUGCUCUUACCAGUGCUCUUCGACUACACCAAAGGUUACCACAUUUCCAGCUUAGCCGAGCAUUCCUGGCCCUGGCUUUGCUAGAAGACAGUUGUCAUUAUCUCCUGUUUUCCCUAAUAUUUGUGAACUCAUUUCCAGUUACAAUGAGUAUUUUUCCAGUCUUUUUGUUUUCCUUGCUUCAUGCUACCACAUACACAAAGAAAGUACUUAAUGCAAUGGGCCCAAACAGCAUGGCCUUUGUGAGGACCUUUCUGGAUAAGCUUGCGACAAACCAGCAAAACAUUCUCAAAUUUAUUGCUUGUAAUGAAAUUUUUUUGAUGCCAGCUACAGUCUUCAUGCUUUUCAGUGGUCAAGGAAGCUUGAUACAGCCAUUUAUUUAUUACAGAUUUCUAACUCUUCGCUACUCCUCCCGCAGAAACCCAUAUUGUCGAACUCUUUUCACUGAGAUGAGGAUCCUGAUUGAACACCUUACAAUGAAGCCUGCCUGCCCCGUGUUCCUAAGAAGAAUGUUUCUCAAUAGCAUUGCCCUUAUUAGCCGGUUGGCACCAACAGGGGCAUAAUGAGACUGGGAUAUUGUCUGGUUAUGGAAAACAUCCUGAAUGUUUCCAGCAGCUGGUCCUUCUGCUAAAUACUGUAUUGCUAACAGUUUAUUCCAUAAUGCACUGAAUCGUUGUUUGAGUAGGAACCUUUCAAAAUACAGGUCUAUAUUGUUUAUCUCUUAAGUCUUUUAAGGUUUGUAAUCCUAAAUGCUAUGAUCCCAAUCAGCCCUAAGGAUUUUUUAGUUUUUAUAAAUCAGUGGCAGUCCCCUUUUCUUUUAGGUAUGAGGGAAACAAUAAAAAUCCACUGUAUCAGUAGUUUUUUCUUAAAUGUGUGUUCUGCAUAAAUGCAACUUUUUUGUUUGGAUAAUUGAGUUUUGUUUCCAAUGUACAGUAGCAACUGAAUGAUAUAUUGAUUUAAUCAUCAUUAUACUGUAUUAUACCAGCCAAAAUUAUUUCAAAGGAGUCAACAUAUUAAUAUUUUGCCAUGCCAAUAACACAAAAUAUGAAUUUUUAAUCAAAGUUAGAAAUACAGAAAACAUUGCACACCAUUUUAUCAACAGUAGUUUCUUCUGAAAUAUUCUUUAAAAAAAUCUUUAAAUACCAUUUGAAGAAUUUUAUUUUUCAACGGAAUGUGCGUGAUCUUUGAUGUACCAUAUAUUUAAACUGCAUUUCAAUAUCCCCUUUCAUCUGUGUUCAGCAUGUGGUUUUCAGGAAUUAAAAUAAAUACGUGAAUGUGUGAUUACAAGAUGUACAGCCAUGGAGUCAGUAUGUGGUCAUGUAGCUGGACCAUACAAAGACUUUGAUAAUAAAUAACUUGUAUUAAAACAAAAAAGGUUAAGUACCCCAUUAGAUUAUUGAUGGCUUUAUUUUAAUGUGUUGGCGUGGUUAUGAUAACAUGAUUUAAGUUAUAUAAAGCGUUCUGUAUUUCCAUGUUGCUGUUAUAAAAAAAAUCUGCAUAGCCAACAUGAAGGAAGCUUUUAUUACUUAUAAUCUGGUACUAUCCUACAACAUGAAAAAAUUAGCAGUUACGGUUCCAUUACUAUACAAGAAAUUCAAUAAUUUCUGUAUAUCUGUCUGUAGUGCAUGUUAAUUGUUGAAAGCAUCCUUGUUACUUAAAUAUGGGUAGCAAUGUGUUCAGUGUAGAAGCCUUGAGCUCUAGGUACACAUUUAGAAAUACUAUUAAAUCUAUUUCAGUUUGGUAUUUAUUUUCCAUAUAUUAAAACUUUUUCAAAGCUUGUUAUUUAUCAGCUUUUUAAUGAGCUAUUUCUGCUGUUGCAGAUAUAGCGGCUUGAACUUCUGUCGUAUAAUUUUCCUUGGUUCAGGUGUAUUCUAUUCUGCAUUGUGUCAUGGGAUUUUAUAUUGGCAACGGUUUCUAAUUGAAUAAAGUAUAUGGCUGGGA